AUGGCCUUCAUCCAGUGCCCUCGCACCAGCUUCUCCCCUCUUUUCCGCCUUCUCGACGAUUACGAGGCCCACCGCUCCGAGCCGCGCCCCACCGCAGCUACUCCAAGCUUUACCCCAUCCUUCGAUGUCCGCGAAGCUUCAGAGGGCUACUACCUGGACGGUGAACUCCCAGGCGUAGACCAAACCGCCAUAGAAAUAGAAUUCAGCGACCCGCAAACUCUCACCGUGAAGGGCCACACUGAACGAAACUACCAACCUCAGCCUCACCAAGCUGAGCACGAGACUGAGCAUACCUCCUCUCCACGCCAGCAUCAAGCUACAGUCGAAGACGAAGACGAAGCUGACUCAGACUCAACCUCAAACUCCGAUGACAAACGCACCUCACAGAAGCAGAAGCUUCAUGCAGAGCCAGCAAAGCAGCAGAAGACGCAGACUGAGCCCGACUUCCACUUCUGGGCGUCGGAGCGGUCAAUCGGCGAGUUCCAGCGCACAUUUACAUUUCCCACGCGCGUGGAUCAGGACGGUGUGCGUGCUAGUUUGAAGAAUGGGAUUUUGUCGGUUUAUGUGCCCAAGAAUGCGGCGCCGAAGACUAAGAAGAUCCGUAUUUUGUGA
Penicillium manginii is the source of this 612-nucleotide messenger RNA. RefSeq names its product Hsp20/alpha crystallin family protein. Lineage: Eukaryota; Fungi; Ascomycota; Eurotiomycetes; Eurotiales; Aspergillaceae. Gene Ontology annotation, biological process: protein complex oligomerization; response to hydrogen peroxide; response to heat. The transcript has a single exon. The coding region runs from base 1 to 612 and encodes 203 amino acids. The record is from RefSeq and is a predicted model, not a curated record.